Molecule: messenger RNA, 630 nt
Organism: Acaulospora colombiana
Lineage: Eukaryota; Fungi; Glomeromycota; Glomeromycetes; Diversisporales; Acaulosporaceae
Source: the annotation of a GenBank genome assembly
AUGUCUUCUUCCGACCCAAGGGAUGCCUUACGUCUGUCCAAAGUUCGAGAAGCAGCCGUUCAGCAAACAGCAUCGAUAGUAAUUUCCGAAGAAGAGCGGCUCACGAUUGGAUGGACACUCCUGUCUCCUAUUGAAUUUGACACCAAAUUAGCAGAUCGAUUCGAAGAGAAGAUUCUACUUCUGAGUUACGAUUAUUCCCUAGAAAAGGUUAAGAAGUCCACUCGAGUGGCGCUUGGAGACAUUGUUGGAGUCCAGAAAGACGCUCGCAUGAACUAUGGCAUGGUGAUAUCUUUCUUAGCUGCAGGGCAGGACACCCGAGUAACCAGCUACUCUUUACGGAAUCGAUACAACCCUCAAGAUGACAAAGUUGACUCUCCAUCGGAGGCGACACCAGGUGUCACUUCCAGUCUUUCCCAGAUUCUUUCAGGGACGCAUACGAGUAGCCCCGUGGUAUCUGUGGCGUUCAAGGCCCUGCCCGUUGACACCACCCAUAAACCACAACCUGACAUGGAGCCUCAAGGGACCGCAUCUUCCCCAAGAGAAAUGGUUGACAAGAUGGUUGAUGUCAUAAUAAAAUUGUGUGACGAGUUUGGAGCGGUUGAUGACGAGUUCGUUCGUGAGGAGGAUAUC